AUGAGAUUGCUACUGUAUUUUCUCAGACGACCGCUAAAUACGGGUGUUGUUAUCUCCCUUAGUGCCACGUUCCAUUCUCACGUUUCUACACGUGCGGGCGUGUCCACCUCGUCUCUCGGGUUUUGUAUUCUUUCUCUCUCUCUCUUUCUCUCUCUCUCUCACUUUCUCUCUCUGUAUGCGUAUUUCAGUCUUUCUCGAUCUCAUCUCUCUCUCUCUUUCUCUUUUUUUGCAUGUGUACUUCGUUCUAAUCUAUCUAUCUAUCUAUCUAUCUAUCUAUCUAAUCUCGAUUUAAUCUUUUUCUUUUCCUCUAUUUUGGUUUUAUUUAUCUAUCUAUCUAUCUAUCUAUCUAUCUAUCUAUCUAUCUAUCUAUCUAUCUCAGUCUGUUCAUAUCUAUUUGUAUCUAUCUAUCUAUCUAUCUAUCUAUCUAUCUAUCUUUUCCCUUAUCUGCCUGUUUCCCACUCUACGUAUCGGUAUGUAUAUCUGAGAAAGAACAGAAAAAGACGGAAAGAUUUUGACACACCUUGA
Molecule: messenger RNA, 525 nt
Organism: Acanthosepion pharaonis
Lineage: Eukaryota; Metazoa; Mollusca; Cephalopoda; Sepiida; Sepiidae
Source: the annotation of a GenBank genome assembly